Spodoptera exigua (beet armyworm) is the source of this 759-nucleotide messenger RNA. The record is from the annotation of a GenBank genome assembly. Lineage: Eukaryota; Metazoa; Arthropoda; Insecta; Lepidoptera; Noctuidae.
AUGAAUACCAAUACUGAACAACCACCAUGCCGCUGCGAAUUUGUUUACGACUGGGUGGAAAAGCAUCAAAUAUAUUUUGAUAACCCAGAGCUUACCUACAACCUCAAUCUUAAGUGUUCAAAACCAGUUAUGUCUUCGGGAGAAGAUCAGGCAGCCGUCACGCACUGUGGAGCUACAAAACAGAGGAAAAAGAAAGCUGUCAACUACAGAACAACACCGCUGUUUUAUGAGCCUAAGCUGUUUAAACUAGAUCCAGCCUUUUUUGUAGAGGAAUCGGAAUAUUCUGAUGAGGAGUCAGAAUAUUUUGGAGAAGAGUUAGAGUAUUCGGAAGAAGAUUCAGAUACGUCUGAAAAAGAAUCAAAGCUUUUUGAAGUGCAGACACAAUCUAAUGUAGAAAAGCGAGGAUCUUCUGAAGAAAAGCGAGGUUCUUCUGAAGAAAACCAAACGUUUGAGGAAGCGUCUCCAUACUUUGUGGAAGAGACCAUCUCUUCACAAGAAACAUUUGUACAACAGCCCGAAUAUUCAGAAGCAGGGUCAUCCUAUUUAACGUAUCAAGCACCAUAUAUGAGUCAACAGUAUUACCCGGAACAACCACACUUCGAACUUCAGACCGCCUAUAUGAAACCAGUACCAUCAUAUUAUGGAACACAGACACAAUAUUACAAGCCAAUGCCUCCUUACUACGCGCCAAUGCCCUUAUAUUACGGCCCAGCGGCCUUCCAGUGUGGUAUAGUGCCAGGAUACAAUAGGCAUUAUUAA